UCCAGCUAGUCAGGCUAAAAAUGUUCUCGCAUUUUUAAUACUUGGUAGUAAUAUGGUAAAACUAAGUGAAAUCAUAAAGGUUCAAUUAAAAGUGAUAGUAGAAUUUCUUGUAUUUCGACAGACCACAAGAAUCUUGAUAGCAGAAAAAAACAUCUUCAUUUACUUGAAAUCAACCUCAAUUAUUGGUUUCAAAUGAAAAUGACUAGUCUUUUUUUAUCGACUUUUUUUUUCCUAAAAAAUUCAUUUACUUAAAACUGAAAUGUGACGAGACGCACAGUAUGUUAUCUACAUCUCCAAGCCUCCAACCAACAACUUUACCAUAGUUAAUUAAAGGGUAAAUACAAUUUAAUAUCCAAAUCUUUCAUUUUAAACAAUAUAAUAGCCAAACCUUUUCGAAAACAAUCUAAUAUCCAAAUCGUCAACUUUCCGUCCGUUUGACCGUUAGUUGACACUUCAUCAAGUUCGAAGUAUGACACUUCAUCAAUAUCCAUCGAUAUCUUCUCUAAAAAACCACCAACAUAUCGUGGUUCCAAACCCGAGAAGUCCAUGACUCUACCAUAAUAGUAUAGAAUAUCUAAAUAUUCAGUCAUCUGCAAUGCCAAAACAAGAAAACAAAGCUGUAUUGUGACAAUUCCCCCUAAACAAAACUUUUUUGAAGUGUCAACUAACGGUCAAACGGAUUGAAAGUUGACGAUUUGGAUAUUAGAUUGUUUCGAAAAAGUUUGGCUAUUAUAUUGUUUAAAAUGAAAGAUUUGGAUAUUAAAUUGUAUUUACCCUUUAAUUAAAUGGCUUAACAGAGGAUCAUGAUUGAGUAUAGGUCUUUCCAUCACGGGGUUUGAUUGCUUGUAGCCCAACCAAUAUCUGGUUGAUUGAAAGGUAACAGAAACAUAUAUACCUCUUCUUAUCAUAUCAUACUGCCACGCUAAAGCUUAUCUGCGUCACACUGAACCUCAACAACAAUGCCUGUUAAGCAAAGCCAAAUUAAGCGUUCUCCGCCUGCCUGCAACCAAUUAUUUCCAUAUCGACAAUCACAAAGCUGACCUCCUCCGUUAACAACCUGGCCUUACAAACGUCACAGUCCUCUCGAAAGAGUGCAAACAAUGAAAACCCAAGUUGAUACACAGGAUUCCAUGGAAGAAGAUGAUGAAGAAGAAUACUACUACUUUGUCUUGUUGUAAAAGGGAGGCGUCAUCUCCAUUGCUUUGCUUGCACGCUCGAUUCAUCAUAUUAAUUUAGUGUUCAAAUCAUACUAAACAAGAAAUUCUCACCAACUUCUAUUUAUCCCUUGCAGUUUCAGUCUCCUCUCAUUAUCAUCAUCAUCAGCAGCAGCAGCAGCAGCCAUGGAGAAGGCGGCAUCGAUACCUCUCCCCGUUCGCACCUCCUUCAAGCUUCCUUCCUCGAUCCCAUCACCAUGGCCGUCCGUGGACGGCGGUUUCGCCUCCGGAGCAAUCGACCUCGGCGGCGGACUCCACGUCUUCCAGACCGCUUCCUUUACCAAAAUCUGGUCCACCCAACAGGGAGGACCCGACAAUCUCGGAGCAUCCUUCUUCGAACCAACCCAGUUGCCUCCCGAUUUCCACAUGCUCGGCACCCACAGCCAGCCCAACGCGAACCCUAACGCCCACGGCUGGAUCCUCGCCGGGAAAGACGCCGCCGGCGACGGAGGAGCAUUGAAGCCGCCGGUCGAUUAUACCCUGGUUUGGACCAGCUCCGACACCGAAAAAAUCAACCAGCAAGGAAUCGCCUAUUUCUGGCUCCCGGUCCCACCCGACGGUUACAGGGCCGUGGGACACGUCAUCACCACGUCUCCUGACAAGCCCCCGCUCGAAAAAGUCCGCUGCGUCAGAUCCGAUCUCACCGACCAAUGCCAGGCCGACGCGUGGCUCUGGGGCCCGGGCCCAGCCGACGCCGGCGAUCCCGAUCUGACCGGGUUCAACGUUUUCAACCUGAGGCCGGGCGACGGAUCCGCUGCCGGCGUCUCCGUCGGCACAUUCAUCGCCCAAUCCUCCGGCCUUCCCGGAGACCACCCCACGCUCGUCGCCUGUCUGAAGAAUCAGAAUUCCGUCGACGGAUCGACUUCUUCGAUGCCGAAUUUAAAGCAAGUGGAAGAACUCUUCAAGAGAUACGCUCCCUGGGUUUCUCUCCAUCCCGACGAGGAAUUCCUCCCGUCUUCCGUCGAUUGGUUUUUCUCAAACGGAUCGCUUCUAUACGAGAAAGGGAAAGAAUCGAACCCGACCCCGAUCGACCCGAUCGGGUCGAACCUCCCGCAGGGCGGUUCAAACGACGGAGCGUACUGGUUGGACCUACCGGUCGACGGGUCGGCGAAAGAGAGAGUGAAGAAAGGACAGCUGGCGGGCGUCCAGGUCUAUUUACACGCGAAGCCAGCUUCGGGAGGCACAUUUACGGAUCUAGCCGUGUGGGUGUUCUACCCGUUCAACGGACCGGGGAGGGCAAAAGUGGAAUUCAUCAAGAGCAUCAAGCUCGGGAAGCUAGGGGAGCACGUGGGGGACUGGGAGCACGUGACCCUGCGGAUCAGCAACUUCAACGGCCUGCUCCAGAGCGUCUACUUCUCGCAGCACAGCAGCGGGUCGUGGGUCGGGUCGGCAGAUCUGGAGUACCGGGGCGGGAGCCGGCCCGUGGCGUACGCUUCGCUCCACGGGCACGCGAUGUAUCCUCGCCCGGGGUUGGUGAUGCUGGGGAGCAAGGACAUCGGGAUUCGGGACGACACGGCGACGGGAGGGAUGGUGGUGGAUACGGCGGCGGGGUUCACGGUGGUGGCGGCGGAGUAUCUGGGGAAGGACGGCGUGGUGGAGCCGCCGUGGCUGAAUUACAUGAGGGAGUGGGGCCCGAAGAUUGAUUAUGACGUGGACAAGGAGCUGGCGAAGGUGAGGAAGUUGCUGCCUGGGACGCUGAAGAAAGAGUUUGAUAAGAUGGUGAGGAAUUUGCCCAAGGAGGUGCUUGGGGAAGAAGGGCCCACUGGGCCCAAAGUUAAGGCCAGCUGGAACGGUGAUGAAGCUUAGUUAAAAAAAGGGGGAAUUGAAAUUGAUCAUUGUUUUAGGAGAAUUAUAAUUAUUAUUAAUAAAUUUAAUUGAUAGCUUUGUGCAUGCUGGAGGUGGAGACUCUGGAGAGUGAUCAAUCCAUUAAUUACAAGGAAAUUAAUGGAUUUAUAAGGCCAGCUCAACAUUAAUGAUUAAAAGAGUCAGCUGGACCUAGUUGGGUUAGAUUUUUGGGCCUAAGUGGCCAACCCCCUUCUCCUCUAUAUGAUGGCCAACCCGUCUCCGAGGCCCCCAUAGCCGGACGAUGCCUCCACCCCUUAGUAUGAAAUUUGGCCUACAAAAACUACGUCUUGGAAGCAAGGCGACACAACGGGGUGCCAAACGACCGGGUACCAAGCCUGGUACCAAAUAAGGGGGCCAAACAAGAGGGUAUCAAGCCGACAAGGCAGGCCUGAUACCCAGGUAAGAAAUUUGGCCAAGUAUGGAAAACAAGGUGACACAACGGGGUGCCAAACGGCCGGGUACCAAGCCGGAUACCAAAUAGGAGGCCAUCCAAAGGUUAAGUAUGGGAACAAGGCGACACAACGGGGUGCCAAACGGCCGGGUACCAAAUAGGAGGUCAUCCAAAAGCUAAGUCUUGGAAACAAUGCGACACAACGGGGUGCCAAACAGUCGGGUACCAAGCCGGGUAUCAAAUAGGAGGUCAUCCAAAAACUAAGUCUUGGAAACAAGGUGACACAACAGGGUGUCAAAUGACCGGAUGUCAACGACGGGGUAUCAAGCCGGCAAAGCAGGGCUUGGUACUUUGACAUAUAAUUUGGCUAAGUAUGAAGCAAAAGGGGGUAUCAAGCCGACAAGGUAGGUUUGAUACCAAAAUAUAUAAAAAUUGGCUAAGUAUGGAGCUAAGAGGGUACCAGGCGGGCAAGGCAACCUCGGUACCAAGACCCCUACAAGGUACCAAGCCGGCAUGACAGGCUUGGCAGCCAAGCAAGGCGACAGGGUACCAUGAACCCAAGGGGGUAUCAAGCUGGCAAGACUGACUUGGUGGCCAGGCAACAGGGGGCCAAGCCAGGUACCAACUAAGAGAGUCAUACAGAAACUAAGUCUGGAUAUCAAGCCAACAAGACGGACUUGAUAGCUAGACAUCAGAGUAUCAAGCCAACAAGACAAGAAAUUCGAUGAAGGCAUGGUGACUAGCUGAGGUGGCCACCCAACUAUGGAUGGAUCGACCAGGAUGCCAAGCUCAGCCCUUAUGAGGCCAUAUGGAGACAAAAGUCCAAAGACGGGCUUGGUAGCACCUUCACGGGGUACCAAACCGACAGGGUGCAACUUACCACUUGACGAGUCUACAAAAACUAAGUAUGGAGACCAAGCCACCAGGACUGGCUUGGUAACAAGGGGUGUCAAGUUGAUUACAUUGGCUUGGUGGCAUGCCGGAAGGUAUCAAGCCGAUGAGACGGCUUGGUAACAACCAACAAGUUCAUGAGGAGGGUUUGGUGUCAUUGAGGUGGUAGCGGUCUCAAGACGACAAGAGUGGGGAGUCAUCAAGCAGCCGAGGGUGAGAUCAAGACCUCGUCAUGGUUCAUGGAGGCUAAGGCAAGAGCCUCAACCCCAUCCAGUUAUGACAGGGCGACAAGGCUCAACACCAACGCGACCCGGCAUCGAGGCCAUCAAGUACCCACCAACCCCAAGACGGGACAAGGGCCUCCAAGGCGAUGGAUACCGACCAGUCAACAAGACGGGUCUAGGAACUCCAAAGCAAUGGAAGUGAAGACCAAGACAACGGUUACCAAUUGGCACCCAAGGCAACUAAAAGGGGCCCUAAGGCGGUUGGAGCAACAAGCCAGCUCGCACUUACCAAGGCAGUUACUCCUAGUGGCUAUAAAUAGGAGAAACGAAG
Linum trigynum is the source of this 4896-nucleotide messenger RNA. The record is from the annotation of a GenBank genome assembly. NCBI's taxonomy places the organism in Eukaryota, Viridiplantae, Streptophyta, Magnoliopsida, Malpighiales, Linaceae.